Molecule: messenger RNA, 3330 nt
Organism: Cyclopterus lumpus (lumpfish)
Lineage: Eukaryota; Metazoa; Chordata; Actinopteri; Perciformes; Cyclopteridae
Product: carbohydrate-responsive element-binding protein
Exons: 17
Coding region: 20-3085 (1021 amino acids)
Biological process (GO): regulation of transcription by RNA polymerase II
Cellular component (GO): nucleus
Molecular function (GO): RNA polymerase II cis-regulatory region sequence-specific DNA binding; DNA-binding transcription factor activity, RNA polymerase II-specific; protein dimerization activity
Source: RefSeq, a predicted model, not a curated record
UCCAAAGGAAGUUGACACAAUGAUAGCAUCUGCCUCUCUUGCACAACAGUCCACACACACCCGCACGCACCCGCGCGCGCAUAGCGUCCCGAGCCGUGCCGUGCCGUGCCGGAGGCAGCUGACAGAUGAGGGGCCUCGGUGCGGUCAGCGAGCGCCACUUCUUUCCGGAGACAGCGGAGUCUGUGAAGAAGAAGAAGAAGGAGAAGGAGAAGAAGGAGAAGAAGACGACGACGGGGGGAGUCAUUUGAGGGGAAAGUUCACAGUCGGUCGACAACCGCGCGCCAUGGCGGGCAAAGGGAGAGUGUGUCCGGCCGGCCGCAGCCAGCCGCUCCACGACAACUCCUCGGACUCGGACUCGGAGGCGGACGGCGGACCCGUCCGGGUGUUCUUCGGCACCGGGCCGCCCGCCGGCUCCUUCCCGGGCAGCCAGGUGAUCCACAGCGGGCACUUCAUGGUGUCGUCGCCGCACAGCGACUCGGCGCCGCGCGGCAGGAAGAGCGGCGGCUCCACGAGAUACGACUUCGACACGGUGAACAGGACGUGGUGCCACACGUACCGCUACGGCCCGCUGAGCUCCGGGAGCCUGAGCAUCGACCCCACGCUGACCCGCCUGUUCGACUGCAUGUCCCUGGCCUACAGCGCGAAGAUAGUCUCCCCCAAGUGGAAGUCUUUUAAGGGUCUGCGGUUGCUGUGGAGGGAUAAGAUCCGUCUGAACAACGCCAUCUGGAGAGCUUGGUUCAUUCAGUAUGUGGAGAAGAGGAAGAGCUCAGUGUGCGGCUUCGUCACGCCGCUGGAGGGCACGGAGUCCGAUUCACAUCGGAAACCUGAAGCAAUAGUCCUAGAGGGCAGCUACUGGAAGCGAAGGAUCGAGGUGGUGAUCAAGGAGUACCACAAGUGGAGGAUUUACUAUAAGAAGAGGCUUCAGAAAAAGAAGGAUGAUAUUCUGUCCAUGCUCCAAGAGGGUCAGAUCUGCCAGGCCAAGCUGGAGAAAUGGUCCAAUCACAUGUACCAGGAGCCUGAGGCAGCGCCGGUGGAGGUCCACAUGUUUGACCUGGACUGCCUCCUGUCCGACAUCUCCGACACCUUGUUCACCAUGACGCAGAAGCCGUGUCCCUGGGCCGGCGACCGACACGACACGUACACCAGCAAUGCUGAUAUUAUCCAGCCAGGUCUGACUCUGCAGCCCAACCUGGAUGAUUUCAUGGAUAUACCAGAUAUCUUUAUGAACUACCGGGGCCCGCCCACUGAGCAGACUGCUUUUGCUGACUGUGGCUAUUUCGAGAUCGCGCCCAGCGCAGCGUUUGCUCCGCUGCCCUCCUUUGUGGUGACGACUCCUCAGCUACUCAUCGACACCCAGCUGGCUCAGCCCGAUCUGUCGUGUGACACUUUGCCUCCGCCCUCCUCCUCCAACACCCGGCCGGACCAGGCCUGCGGUGAAUACCACACAUCUGGUAUCAUAUCGGGAGCCAUGCCCUACGGACAUCAGUCAUACCUCGAUCCAGCUGUUUCUAUAGCAUUCACCACCAGCAUCGAGCAGCCGGUUCCUUCAAGUAUCCCCUUCCUGUACCCGUUGCCAUGCCACAAGUUUGGUUACUACACAACCACCAGCGUGACCCCCACGGUCAUCACUCACACCGCCUCCACCAUGGGGGCCCAGGGCUCCGUGCACCAGGCUCCUGGCUACCCUCACACAGAGGACACGUACCCCCAGGCCUCCUGCCACUCUCUCAGUUACGCGGAGGCCGUGUCGGAGCCGGCCCACGCGGAGCUGCCUUCCGGCACCGCGGCCCACUGCUUCUCGGUCCCGGAGCAGGUGGCCGUCACGGGGGUCAGAGGGAAGCACAAGCAAAAGAGGGGAGGGGUGAAAACAGUCGGUGCCUCCGUGGCGCCGGCUAAACCCCCGUCCACUGCGCCCGCAGCCAGCAGCUGCCUGGCGAAGCUGCUCUCCUCCGGCGCCCGCGAACAGAAGCCACCGCUAGGAUUUAAUACUUCUUUAGUGACAGCCAAAGGUCAGAGGUCAUCAUCGCCCAGCUCCUCGCAGUCAAGCAGCAGCACUCAUGCCGUCGGGGCUUCAUCGCAGCUGCAGCACAGAGCUGGUUGGCCGGCGUUGAUGCCUCUGCUCGGCCAGACCGCCCCCUCAGGUCACAGCGCACCCCACGCCAGCACCUCCAGAGGCCUGGCCGUGCCCGCCCUGCUCCUCCACGGCUCUUCCACACACGCCGGCUCAACCCUCCUCAUUCCCAAGACCGAGAAACUAUCUCCCGUCCAGCAGUACGGCGCGGACAGGAGCAGCCUCACAGUUAAUUUUCCAGGACACACAGGUAAAAUGUCACCACCAAACCCUUUGGAUAGAAUCUCCAACCCCGAGUCCCCACACUCGUGCUUCUCAGGACACGGAAAGAUAGAAUCAAGUAAGCAAACAGAGAGCAGGAGGAUAACUCACAUCUCGGCUGAGCAGAAGAGGCGCUUCAACAUCAAACUGGGAUUUGACACGUUACAUAACAUCGUGACAACGCUGAGCUCUCAGCCAAGCAUAAAGAUCAGCAAAGCUACCACGCUGCAGAAGACGGCCGAGUACAUCAGUAAGAUGCAGCAGGAGAGAGCGCAGCUGCACGAGGAGGCUCAGAGACUCAGAGAGGAGAUCCAGCUCCUGAACUCUGCCGUCAACGCGUGCCAGCAGCAGCUGCCGGCCACCGGUGUGCCCAUCACGCGGCAGCGCUUUGACCACAUGAGGCAGAAGUUCCGAGAGUACGUCCAGGCACAGACGCUGCGAAACUGGAAGUUUUGGAUCUUCAGCAUCAUCAUCGAGCCGCUGUUCGAGUCCUACAAUGGAAUGGUGUCCACUGCCAGCGUGGAGGACUUGUGUCGAUCCACUCUGUCCUGGCUGGACCAGCACUGUUCCCUUCCUGCCCUGAGGCCCAUGGUUCUGAGUUCACUCCGUAUCCUGAGUACCACCACGGCCAUCCUGACGGACCCCAGCCUGGUGCCGGAGCAGGCCACCCUCGCGGUCACCCGGGGCAACCCCGCCGCAGCCCUGGACCACUCCUUACAGCCCGCCACUCGGGACAAUGUACACCGCAUGUGACCGAGGAGAACAGACUCAGUGGAAACUUACCUGGAGUCCACCACAACGCACACAAGAGCACAAGUCCGAGGAGAGCCUGUGGUUUGAAAAGACUCGACGCUCCUCUCCCAGACUUUUGAUUCACAUUCCAAACAAAACUCACCAGCUGCAAAAAGAAUGUAUUCCAGUACACCUAUACAAAAAAUACUAUUUGUGAUUCGUGCUUAAAUGAUUGUAGAAGCAUAAUAUACCUGUACUAUAUGCUA